This is a messenger RNA of Solanum lycopersicum (tomato), 2539 nucleotides long. RefSeq names its product receptor-like serine/threonine-protein kinase NCRK. NCBI's taxonomy places the organism in Eukaryota, Viridiplantae, Streptophyta, Magnoliopsida, Solanales, Solanaceae. The record is from RefSeq and is a predicted model, not a curated record. Gene Ontology annotation, molecular function: protein kinase activity; ATP binding. Gene Ontology annotation, biological process: protein phosphorylation.
UUUCUUCUUCUCGGCAUCGGAAUUUUUAAUUUUUUUUUCCGGCAGAUUCUCUGGUGAGUGACGUGAAAUUCUCAUCAGCUAAAUUCUCGUUGUUUUAUUUUUCACUUGUACACGUGGCAUUUCCGGCAAUUUCUCCGAUUCACAUCGCGACGGAGAAAUACGAAAAAACAAACAAACGAACAGUUCAAAAUCGCCGUCGCCGUCGCCGGAGGAUUUAAAUAGAAACAUCAUUUUCAAGAAAGUCCACAAAAAUGGAGUUAGUGAUACAAGAAAAAAACAAACUCUGCUUAGCUACUUGUAGUUGAUGUUGCAGGCCGCCAGGCCACAACAGCUUUUUAGAUUCUAUCAAAAAUGUCUUGGAAGCAAAGUCUUUUAUAACCGUUGAAUGGUUCUUGAGAUGAAGAUUUCGUGAAUGAACUACUCUUUGUGAUUUGACAACAAGAAAUGAGGGGUCGAAAGGAAGCUGCAAUUGCUCUCAUCAUUACCUUGGUGUGGAUACAGAAAAUUGUUGGCGAUGAACAAGUGCAUAAUGCAUCUGUAACAAGUAAUUGGACCUGCAGCUGUCUCGCCAACCCAAGUUUUUCUGUUCCCGAAAACUGUUCAUCAUCAUGUGAUUGCACUAUUGACGAAUCAAGCAAGAACAAAUGGAUAUGUAUAUGUGCAGUUGAUGGAUUUCCUAAAGUGGCUGCUGAUCAUAAUCACAGCAGUUGUUUUACAGCCUGUGAUUGUCGUUACGGAACUCAACUUGAAAUGCAGUCCGCAAAGAAGAAGAUAUCCAGUAAAGUUAUUUUGGUCAUUCUCUUACUAUGUGCGGCGGUCAUCACUCUUGGUUUCGUUGCUUCGAUGUUGUGCUAUGCCUAUAGAAGGGAUAAAUAUUCUAUUCAACGAUCUCUAUUUUCGUCCGACAAAGAUACAAGUUGCAACAGUGCUACCAACUUAAUACUAAGCCAAGCAACUUCAAUUGGAGAACAUGGAGGAUACACGGGUUCCUCCAAUUGUAUUACAGGUUGUGUUCCCAAAGCAUCCAAUCUUUUCAAAAGAAAACCAGAAGUGUUUUAUGGAACGAUUAUUCAAUUUUCAUAUGCUGACUUAGAGAGUGCAACUAAUAAGUUCUCUGAUUCCAAUUUGAUUGGGGUGGGAGGAAGCAGCCGCGUCUACCGUGGUUAUUUCAAAGAUGGAAAAACUCUGGCAAUUAAACGAAUUAAAACUCAGGCAGGGCAGGACGGUGACUUUGCUUUCUUGACGGAGAUUGAACUCAUUUCAAGACUUCAUCAUCGUCAUGUGGUUCCGUUGCUUGGCUACUGCUCCGAGCAUCACGGUAAACAUGCAGAGAGGCUGCUUGUUUUCGAAUUCAUGGAAAAUGGCAAUCUGAGAGAUUGUCUGGAUGGGGCUUCUGGGAGACAUCUGGAUUGGAGCACACGGGUUGCAGUUGCUUUUGGAGCUGCGCGUGGCUUGGAGUAUCUUCAUGAAGCAGCUGCACCAAGAAUCUUACACCGCGAUGUUAAAUCUACUAACGUCCUACUGGAUGAUAACUACAGAGCUAAGAUUACUGAUCUUGGUAUGGCAAAGCACCUCCAAAAUGAUGGUAUUCCUAGCUGUUCCAGCUCUCCUGCGCGGAUGCAGGGGACAUUUGGCUAUUUUGCACCUGAAUAUGCAAUUAUCGGAAGAGCUUCUCUGAAAUCGGAUGUUUUUAGCUUUGGAGUUGUGCUACUUGAACUGAUAACUGGACGACAACCAAUCCAUAAGUCAGCCAACAAAGCAGAAGAGAGCCUCGUGAUAUGGGCCACGCCUCGUCUACUAGACAGUAAACGUGUGGUCUCAGAAUUGCCUGAUCCAAAUCUGAAUGGAGAAUUUGAAGAGGAAGAAUUGCAGGUCAUGGCUUACUUGGCUAAGGAGUGUCUUCUACUGGACCCUGAUUCUCGGCCAACUAUGAGUGAGGUUGUUCAAAUUUUGUCAACUAUUGCACCUGAAACAUCUAACCGGAAACACUUCUCGAGAGAUGACUUCAAGGGCUCAUUCAGUUAUGACAACAAGAGUAAUGGAGAAAGUUCGGGCUUUGUUGAAGCCGAGGAGAUCAAGCAAAUCACAUCAGAGAAUCGCGCAGCUCACUGUUUGUUGCCAAAUUGUGCUUUCAUUCAUUGUAGAGUAUCUAAUGAUCCAAAAGAAGACGUUAUUCCAGCAGCAUAUGUCGAAAAUCUGCUGCUCCAGAGUUCAAAUUCCAAAAGUUGGAGUUUACAUGAUGAUGAAUCAGUUGAUUUAACUGAACCGCGAUUUGAGAAAUUUCAUAUGCCAACUGUGAGAGUGUGAGAUCACCAGAAAACAGUACACAUGAACAAGUGUAUUGUUCAUGUAUUAGAGAAUUACAAAAGUUUGGUUAAAUGAUUACGCGCUAAAAGGGCAUUUUUUUGAUUUGAUAUAAACAAGUUUACGAUAGUCAUCUUUCUUUUGUAAAUGAUCCCACGUUAGUCUGUAUACAUCACACUUUUUGGGGUGCGACCCUUUCUUGAAUUAUGCUAAGACGUGAUGCUUUAUGCACCGA